UUGUUGUACCGACGUUGACCGUAGCUUGCCGAUGCUUGGGCGGCGAAACGGCAACGCGGAUGGUUUGGAAAAUUGGCGAUAAACACACGGCUGCUUUGGGAGAGGAAACUCGCGGAGGAAGAUUACUCCUGCGCGUUGUGACAAGAUCCGACUCGAUCCGGAGGUGACGGAAGCCUCCUUGGAAGGAAGCGGUUAGUGUGUUGCAUAGAGGAAAGCGAAGGACUCGCUUGCUUUAGUCCGAAGGAUCGUUUUCUGAUUCGUUCGGAGACGCGGCGACAUCGCGAAGGAAAGGUAAUUGAGGUUGUUGCUUAGGAGUUCACAAGAGAAAUUGGGAAGUAGUUUAAAGACUCCUAAACCUAACAAGGGAUUUCACAAAGUGUCUAGCGGUGACCUUGAUGAGAAGUUUUGCACAAAGGAGCUAUUGGUGCUACUCGAUGGAGAUAGAGGUAUCGUUAAUCUAGAGAAUGAGAAGCACAGGCUACAUUCAGCGCAAGGGUGGUAUGGACCUAUGAAAAUGAACGGCGUAUCUUUCGAUAGUAUUCGUUCGAUCACCAUGAUCUGACGACGAUAUAAAAUGCUUAAGGCAAAAAAGAAAUUCAUGCGUCGUUUUAGAAGAAAUGAAGAAGUUGAUUUAAUGAAUAUGGUGGAUGAGGAAAGCAGCAAGAGGAAAAGGUAAUUAACGCCACAUUUGUUCCAGCUGAUACAGUGAUUAUUAUCAAUUGGAAAUAUAUACUUAUUAAUCGUUAUCAAUGCUACUUAUCGGCCAGGAAUGGCAGAAGAGAUAAUGGAUUGAUGGGAUUAUAUGCAAAAUUUGGAAAUCCUGAUACGAUAAGGUGCCUAGUAACAUUCUUACAUAUUAGAGGUCAAUGAGAACAAAUCGUACCUCUAUUUCCUUUAGCUUCAUUGUAUCAGUGACAAUGACUUGUUUAAUGCUCACAUCAUGGAAGGCUUAGUACAAACAAACAAUUUACACAUUGCUUUAUGAUAAGCAAAGAAGGAAGUUAACAAUAAUUUAUUAAUGCUUCAAAUUUGCUUUACUGCCUCGUAAAUUCCAAUAUGGAAAAUAAUUAAAUGAAAAGGUAAUUAAAUUGAAGAUUUCUGGAUGUUACAUUUUCAAGUGAAACAAAAGAAUUGAACAUGGGAUAACGUAAAAUUGGAUCGAAGCUUAGGAGACUGUAUAGAACAAUUAGGAGACGUAUUGACAUUUAGAAGAUCAGGAUAUAAUGGAGACUCAUGAGAACGAGCAGUAUGUUACUUUUCCUUUGACUGGAGUGCACGAGCAGAUGCAAGAUGGAAUCAUAUCUCAUGAGGAAAUUUGUGAACCAGUGGAGGAAUGUGUUUUGAGAGAAGGCCUUACGGAAGUAUCUGUCAGAGAUGUGAACAGUGGUAUAUCUGAAACUCAGGUAGCAGUUGAGAUUCUCGCUGAUCGGUCGGAUGAAGAGGAUGAAAACUCUGUAGUUUAUCCAAUUUAUAUCAAACAAGAGGAACAGCAACAGUAUACAUCAGGAGAUGAUGAAUCCAUGGCUGUAGAAGCUUUGCGUCAACUCGGAGGAAUGUAUCCUUGCUUUGAAGAUAAGAAAAUCGGAUGUCCUAACUGUUCAAAUUUAUUUACACAAAGUGAAAUGGCGAAGCAUCAUGGGACAUGUACUCCAAUUAAAUUAACUUGUACUACAUGUGGAGAAAGAUUUGAAAGGAAAAUAGAUUUAACCAAUCAUGUGGUUUGUCAUCAGAUGGAUCGCCCACAUUCAUGUAGAACCUGUGGAAAUUUAUUCCGCUCAAAGGCUAACCUGCAAUCUCAUAUGGCACAAGUCCAUCAAAUAGAAAGACCCCAUAAAUGCACCAUCUGCGGAGCAGACUUUCAGAGACCUUCGAGUUUAUCCAAUCAUAUGAAAAUUCACUCUUAUGUAGCUGGUCGAGCGAUCAUGCAGGCUCAAACAAAUAAUGUGACACAAAGUGUCGAGUCGUUUAGAAAAUGGCCAGAGAAUACUAUGUCCGAUUCACAGAACAAUACCGUGCACACGUCAUCUGUACAGACCAUCCAGAAUUAUGAUGUAUCACAAGUACAUUGGUCGGUACCAUCAUAUAAUUUUCACAGUGAACAAACUAAUGUUAGCUCCAUUCCUACCCACCAGGAGAAGAUGGGCACAAUGCACGAGUUCACGGUCAUGCCCAAUGGUGAAGUAACUCAGUUCGAGUUUACUCAACAAACUGCUAUGGCUAGUCAAAUCAAUCCUCAGUAUAAUCUGUCACUGAAUUCCUUUAACAAUCAAGACUCCAUGGUAAAGGUGGAAACACUUCCAUACUCCAGCGAGAACAGGAGGAACUAUACAGAAAUUGACGUAACCGAAACAAAAAAUCAUACUUGCAGUCACUGUGGCGUAAACUUUUCUCGGGCUACUGCUUUAGCCUCCCACGAGAAGAUCCACACAUCUAAAACUUGGGGCAUGCCUAUCGAGUGCGAAUACUGUGACAAGCAGUUUCAAGAUGCUAAUCACCUGGCUGCACAUCAAACUACUUGUGCCAAGAAGAUGAUGCAAAAUAAUAUCGAGCAAGGAGUACCGAAUAAUAAAUGGGGUAAGCAUGCAUGUUCUGAGUGCGGAAAAAAAUUCACGACCAAGCAGAAGAUGUUUCGUCAUCAGUGGAUUCAUCGAAAGAAGACUCACUCCUGUGAAGUUUGUGGUUCGCAGUUCGAGAAACAAAAUCAACUAGACGAGCAUAGAUUAUCGGCUCAUCCUGGUGACUCGCCAUUCACGUGUAGCGAAUGUGGUAAAAGUUUUGUGUCUCGACAAGGUCUAUGGGAACAUGGAAGAACUCAUGCUGGAAGUCCGGCGCAUUUUCAUUGUGACACUUGCUCAAAAACUUUUUCUUCUCGGCAAGGAUAUUUGAUACACCAUCGUACUCACACCGGUGAGCGGCCGUAUGGAUGCAAGUUCUGCUGGAAAGCUUUUCGAGAUGGCGGGACCUUAAGAAAACAUGAACGAAUCCAUACAGGAGAGAGGCCUCACGUGUGUCCGUUGUGUUCAAGGGCUUUCAACCAAAAGGUUGUACUCAGAGAGCACGUAAGGUGGGUUCAUGCUGCUGGAAAGAACGAAACAGAAGUCACCGGUCCACCUUUUCCGUGUCCUUUGUGUGGUGCUCUAAAUCAAGAUCGAGAUGAACUUUGUGCUCACAUUGUCAAACAUUCUGAUCAAAUGAUCGCCGAGGCCAAGGCAAAGACAAACAAUAAUUCACCAAAACCAAAACCCCCUAAGAAGAAAACGAAAUCUGUGGGAAUCGCUGCUCAGGCCAAGUCUGUCUCUGGAAACAGAAUGGCAUUGAAAAAUGAGCAAACCGAGGCAUUGCUCUCGAUUACUGAACCUGCCGAAAAAAACACUGAUAAUAGAAAUAUGACGAAUAAACAAACCGAAUCUUUGCUCUUAAGCCCUUCAGAGAAACGGAAUGAGUCGAUGCAUAUAAUGUCCGAAAAGCCUAAUAAUGUCAGACUCAUAUCUGAGAAUAAAAAUGAAACUGCUCACAUUUCUCAGAGGAACCACGGCGAGUCCUUAAAUCUCAUUGCCAUUGAGAAGCGUGGCACUUCUGCUCACCUUGUGUCUUCGGUUGAAGCAAAUAACGUUAUUCAUACUAUCGCCAGCAGGCAUGGAGAUACUUCGUCGAUGCAUCUGAUAUCUACUUCCAAGCAGAGUGACUCAUUACAUCUGAUACCUACUAAUAAACAAAGUAACACCCUUCACUUGAUAUCUAAACAAAACGAAGCUCUACCGGUUUUAGCUAUUCCGAAUCCUCAGAGUCAUGAGAACUUCUCCAGUCAAAUCGCACAAAUAAGUAACGCAGAUGUUCCAAUGAACAUGGUGACGCAUCAUUCAUCGAGACAGAACCAACAAACUAUAAAACAGCAAGCCCAACAAGAGUCCUUGAUACACGAAGGAAGCCAGCAGCCAGCUGUCAUCCACGUUGUUCAGUAUCAUCAGCAGGAAAGUGAUGACGGGGAAGAACUUGUGUGUGGGAUAUGUGGAGAUGAUUUCCAUGACAAGGAUGUGCUAAUGGAGCAUGUCAAAAUUCACAUAUAAAUUACUGUAAUUUAUUGCUGUCCAAGUUUGUGAUAUUUUCUGUAAUUUCUAGCAGAAUCAUAUAAACAACUGUUGGUUUAAUUAAAUGAACUGUAUGUAUAAUUCAGUCAUGGCUAUGGCAAAGCCAAGUGCAUGGUCAGAGAGUAUAGAAUAUAAUAUCCGACAAAGAAGUAUUCUUUGUUAUUUCAGAUUCUGUUUCAGUCGCCAUGCCUUUGAUAAGUUCAGGAAUAUAGGUUUAUCUUGCAAAGUGAUCUUAAGUGGUGCGCGACAACUGACUUUUUAUUGUUACAAAGAGUCUACACCGAAUUUGUACGUUUUCAACUUUGAUUUAGUUCCCUUGUCGCUUUUGUACAUACGAAGACCCCAUGUGCAUGUAUUGUAUUAUAAACUUUGUACGUGUCCUUGCAACCACUAGGCUCCGAAGAGAGGACUCAGAUAAUAUACGCAAGCAGAAUUGUGAAUGUAUUAAAGUAAAAGAAAACCACAUAUCGUAAGUAAACGUUGAAAUAUGCAGGAAUGUCCGGAACGUCAUAAUUUCUACGUUAACAUGGAUCGUUGGUCCUUCAUUUACGAUAUUAAACAUUAUCAUUACCUCGACUGAUUCAUCGGGUACUUGAAAAUGUAGCACUUAAGUGCAAUGAGGAUACAUUUAUUGGAAAUAAAUUGCAUU
Messenger RNA from Orussus abietinus, 4737 nucleotides. Its product is annotated as zinc finger protein 585A. The transcript is spliced from 3 exons. The coding region runs from base 1224 to 4067 and encodes 947 amino acids. Lineage: Eukaryota; Metazoa; Arthropoda; Insecta; Hymenoptera; Orussidae. The record is from RefSeq and is a predicted model, not a curated record.